Molecule: messenger RNA, 1146 nt
Organism: Lemur catta (Ring-tailed lemur)
Lineage: Eukaryota; Metazoa; Chordata; Mammalia; Primates; Lemuridae
Gene: PIGL
Product: phosphatidylinositol glycan anchor biosynthesis class L
Exons: 7
Coding region: 31-789 (252 amino acids)
Biological process (GO): GPI anchor biosynthetic process
Cellular component (GO): endoplasmic reticulum
Molecular function (GO): N-acetylglucosaminylphosphatidylinositol deacetylase activity
Source: RefSeq, a predicted model, not a curated record
AGUGCGCAGGCGCAAUGCCACUUACCCAGCAUGGAAGUGGUCGGUCUCGUGUGUGUGGUGGGGGCGCUCCUCGCUUGGGGCUUCUGGGUUUGGGACUCUUCAGAACGAACGAAGAGUCAGAAGCAGGCAGGCUUGCUGGGAGCUGGAAGGCGGACCCUCCUGGUGAUCGCGCACCCCGAUGAUGAAGCCAUGUUCUUUGCUCCCACCGUGCUAGGCUUGGCCCGCCUAAAGCACCAGGUGUCCCUGCUUUGCUUCUCUGCAGGAAAUUACUACAAUCAAGGAGAGAUUCGUAAGAAAGAACUUUUGCAGAGCUGUGAUGUUUUGGGGAUUCCACCCUCCAGUGUAAUGAUUAUUGACAACAGGGAUUUCCCAGAUGACCCAGGAGUGCAGUGGGACACAGAGCUCGUGGCCAGCAUGCUCCUCCAGCACGUAGAAGCAAAUGACAUCAACCUGGUGGUGACCUUUGAUGCAGGGGGAGUCAGCGGCCACAGCAACCACGUGGCCCUGUACGCGGCUGUGAGGGCCCUGCGCUCAGAAAAGAAGUUACCUGAAGCAGGGUGCCCGGUGCUCACGCUGCGGUCUGUGAAUGUGCUGCGCAAGUACCUCUCCCUCCUGGACCUGCCCUGGUCUCUGCUACACUCCCACGACGUCCUCUUCGUGCUCACCAGCGCAGAAGUGGCCCGGGCCAAGAGAGCCAUGUCCUGCCACCGCAGCCAGCUCCUCUGGUUCCGCCGCCUCUAUGUUCUGUUCUCCCGGUACAUGAGAAUCAACUCACUGCACUUCCUCUGAAGCCUUGAAGAGUUUUCAGAUUCAAGGAACAAAGGUGGAAGAGAGACCACGAAGCACAGGGGACCUGGCCUGGCACUGGCGUAUUUGCCUGUGCCAGAGGAGAUGCAUCUAGAGCAGCCUCUGCAAAAGGGAGCCGCUGUCGCCAGGUGGUGUCCAAACUUCAGCUUCCUCCUCUGGGAGAAAGCCCAACGAACCAAAAACAAACCAACCCAAGGAUAAUAAUAGGUACCUUGCUAGCUUCUCAAGCUCUUGUGAAAAACAAUUUGCAUAAUAACACAGUGUAUGUUGAAAACCUAGCACAGAGCCUGGGCAGGUCACUGUUAUCAUAAAUGAAUGUAAAAGUGCUCUAAAAACACU